AUGGCAUGUGGUACUCCCAUCCCGUCUGUGUUAACCAUCCAUGGUAUAUGGCCUCAACAUGCAAAAGACGUUCUAAUUCCUCCUUACAAUGCAGCCAAUAAUCUCUGUUACUCCAAGGCACCCAUUACUGACUUAGUAGUCCUUAAGGCAGUUGGGGUUGUUCACCAUAUUCUUUCGUUUGACAUGGUUAAUGAAAAGUUUUCAACUUCACCACUGCCUGAAUUUGGUGGGACUUUAGAACAAUAUUAUUUGGAACUUUUGGACUUCCAUGGAAUGUUUGGUGCUAUUUUUUACCCAAGGGAAGGAAAUGACAAGUCUUUUGAUUUAUGGGUUAUGAAUGGGUCGUGGACUAAACAAUUAAGUGUUAAAAAUGUUAUUGGAUUUCAGAGGCCUUUGGGGUUUUGGAAAAAUGGCGAGUUGUUUCUCGAGAGCUCUGAUCAAGAACUAGUUUUAUUUGAUCCCUCCAUACAAGAGCUUAGAAAUCUUGGUGUUCACACUUAUAAAGAAACAAUGCACAUUACUGCUUAUGUUGAGAGCUAG
Molecule: messenger RNA, 540 nt
Organism: Hibiscus syriacus
Lineage: Eukaryota; Viridiplantae; Streptophyta; Magnoliopsida; Malvales; Malvaceae
Product: F-box protein At3g07870-like
Exons: 2
Coding region: 1-540 (179 amino acids)
Source: RefSeq, a predicted model, not a curated record